Lachnellula hyalina is the source of this 810-nucleotide messenger RNA. RefSeq names its product Transcription factor (gene radR). Gene Ontology annotation, molecular function: DNA-binding transcription factor activity. The coding region runs from base 1 to 810 and encodes 269 amino acids. The record is from RefSeq and is a predicted model, not a curated record. NCBI's taxonomy places the organism in Eukaryota, Fungi, Ascomycota, Leotiomycetes, Helotiales, Lachnaceae. Gene Ontology annotation, biological process: regulation of DNA-templated transcription. The transcript is spliced from 3 exons.
AUGUCUGGAUCACAGAGUUACUCAUACCCGACUGCCACGGCGUCGAGGCAUAUCACCGCACAUGGCACCAGCAGUGCUUUCAGCAGUUCAGCAAAUCCAGAUGAGGAUUGGACCAAGAUAUCCGAUCUUGCUGAGCGCAGAAGAAUCCAGAACCGUAUUGCUCAAAGAAACUACCGCAAGAAGCUAAAGAGACGCCUCGAAGACCUCGAGAGACGGGCAGGAUCAUCAUCAGCAUCCCCACCUCAAAUACAUGCGGAAAUCCAACAGCCAGACCGCCGCGAAAGCGUCCAGCAGUACAAGAGAAGCCCGGAAUCUUCGCACAGAUCUCCCAGACUUGUUCCAACUCAGCAGUACACACCACCAAUGCACAAUGACGAGGAAAUAAUGUUUGGCCAAAGCUAUGACCGAGAAGGGUCUCGAACACCUCCUCUAUUCGCAUAUCACUCUUACCCCGCUCCUGAAGACAUCGUCUACCCGCCAUAUCCUCAAUCACAACCAUACCGAGCGGUGACUACUGGCGAAUAUGAUUAUAUGCAACCUGUACCGGUCACUCUGCCUUCGAUGAUGCACUUCCAAGAUUCGAUUAAGCGCGAGAACGAAGACACCAUGAGCCCGUUCGCCAUGAGCUAUCAAGGACUUCCGGCCAUCGAUAUUCACUCUUCUCAUGGAUAUGACGAUUCAAAUCCUCAUACUCCUCCUCUUUCACAUUCAUAUGAUCACUCGACAACAUGUUCGGAGUCGGGGUAUUCUCAAUACCCGACCACGCCUCUCUCGAUGCCUCCUUCGCCGCGACUCAUGACACAAAUAUGA